GGAAAUUACUCAGUUUCGGAAUUUCAUCUGCUGGUAUACGUUUUUCUUUUCAACCAUCUGAAGAAAUGUACCAAACGAACUUAUACGAGUUUCUAGAUAUUAAGAAUUGACAACUAAUUUUGGGCAGCCCAAGUUACAAUACCCUUCACAUUCAGUCUCGAGAAUUGAGACGGGGGAAAAGGAUUGGGCUUCGCGCGGCGAGGAUGUUGGGCUUUGCUUUAUGGAAUCGUCUUCUAAGAUCCGGGCUAAAUGACAGAGAACUUUGGAUAAAAACUGUCACAUUUUCGUCCUGUGCCGCGAAACGUGUCGUUUUGUACAGAGGUUCGACACAGAGUUAUCAUCUUCGUGGGUCACCUAUUACAGUAAUUGGACUAAGGUACUGUAGUGGCAAUGUCAUCGACCGAGCGCAAAAGAAGAAAAAUGUACCACAAUCAAAACCUGUGGUCACACCGGUUAAAAUUUCAUCGGUAGUAACCGGUGUAACUGGUGGUAAACCAGGUCAACAAAAGCGAAACUGUUUCCACCCUGGAGUGUCGAGUAUGAGUAGAGACGCUAUCAACUUUGGGGAUCGGCCUCCAGUCACAAGCCAAGACAUGAUUAAGGGAAUGCUCAGUUAUAUUUGGCCAAAGGAUGAUCCAGCGAUAAGGCGAAGAGUUCAAUUAGCACUAGGUCUUCUAGUUGGUGCAAAAGUUUUGAACGUCACCGUACCAUUUAUAUUCAAAUAUGCUAUUGACACAUUGAAUACUCAAAUGGUAGCGGUUGGUGGCGAACCUGUACUAAGCAUGGCUACAGCUCCCGAAACGGUGGCUACCGUAGGAACGUCCCUACUCAUUGGCUAUGGAAUAGCGCGUGCUGGUGCAGCUGGAAUAAAUGAACUGCGAAAUGCAGUAUUUGCCAAGGUGGCGCAGCAUUCGAUACGUAAAAUAGCUAAGAACGUAUUUCUCCAUUUGCAUAACAUGGAUUUGGCAUUUCACUUGGGCAGACAAACGGGCGCCCUUUCCAAGACAAUAGACCGAGGCAGUCGAGGUAUAAAUUUCGUGCUGACUGCCAUGGUGUUCAACGUUGUCCCAACGAUAUUUGAACUUGCACUAGUGAGUACCAUUCUGGGCGUUAAAUGCGGCCCCGAGUUUGCUGCCGUUGCUCUGGGGUGCGUAGGAAUUUAUACAGCUUACACCCUGAGCGUGACACAAUGGAGGACAAAGUUUCGGGUAUACAUGAAUCAAGCUGAAAACGAAGCUGGCAAUAAAGCAAUUGAUUCCCUCAUCAAUUAUGAAACAGUGAAAUAUUUCAAUAACGAACAGUACGAAGCCGACAGAUACAAUCAGUCAUUGAAAAAAUAUGAAGCAGCCUCUUUAAAAACUAGUACCAGUUUAGCAAUGUUAAAUUUUGGACAGCAUGCCAUAUUUAGUGGUGCCUUGAGCUUGAUAAUGGUCUUGACCGCUAAAAACAUAGUCAAUGGAACAAUGACCGUUGGUGAUUUAGUGAUGGUCAACGCAUUACUAUUUCAAUUAUCAGUUCCACUAGGAUUUCUUGGCUCGGUAUAUCGAGAAGUCAGGCAGGCGCUUAUAGAUAUGCAAACCAUGUUCACAUUAAUGAUGAUGGACAGUUCAAUCAAGAAUAAGGAGAAGACCAUACCUUUUCUUGUUACGCCGAGUACUUCAGAAAUCACUUUCAAAAAUGUGAACUUCCAAUAUAUUGAAGGAAAACCAAUCUUUCAAGAUCUGAAUUUCACUAUUCCAAGUGGUAAAAAAGUUGCUAUAGUUGGUGGCUCAGGUUCAGGAAAGUCAUCUAUUGUUAGAUUACUCUAUCGGUUCUUUGAACCACAGGAAGGUGACAUAUACAUAAAUGGCCAAAAUAUUCGCGAUGUCAAUAUGGAUGAUCUUAGAAAAUCAAUAGCUAUUGUACCACAGGAUUCUGUGCUCUUUCAUGAUACGAUAUUUUACAAUUUACAUUAUGGAAAUCUCAGUAGCACUGAAGAAGAUGUAUAUAAGGCAACAGAAAUGGCCAAUUUGCAUGCAUCUAUUUUGAAAUGGCCCAAAGGCUAUCAGACUCAAGUCGGAGAACGUGGAUUAAAAUUAAGUGGAGGUGAGAAACAAAGAGUCGCGAUAGCUAGGGCAAUAUUGAAAAACAGCCCCAUCUUGGUAUUCGACGAAGCUACGUCUUCUCUAGACUCAAUAACGGAACAUAAUAUUUUGGAGGCUUUAAGGCGUGCAACGGUAGGACGUACAUCAAUAGUGAUCGCGCAUCGUUUGUCAACUGUUAUGGAUGCCGAUGAGAUUUUAGUCCUGGAUGGUGGAAAAUUAGUCGAGCAAGGAACACAUAGCGAAUUAAUUGUCAAACCAAAUUCCUUGUACAAUAGGCUUUGGGAAGCUCAGCACAUGGGCAUGACUAAAAAAAAAGUUGAUGCUAACAAUUAAGCUCACUGAGUGCAUGAAUUGAGUAUCACAGUAGUUAUCUACAUUUUGAAAAUUAUUCUGGCAAUAUUACAGUUUUUGCCUAGUCGGCUCAUUUGCAAGCUUUGCAGCUAUAAAAGCUGCAUUUUCCGUUUUUGCUUACCAAUGACAAUUGUUGAUGCUCGCCAUUACACAGAUUAUUGACUAUUUGAUUCUUAUAGAACUGCACAUAGUUGCAAACUUUACAAAUAAGCCCACUGAUGUUGCAAAGAUACGCCUUUUCCAAUGUUUAUUAACACUGAUUCAAUACUGUAGAUUUCUUACAAACUCUGUACUCAGAUCGAUGUGGAAUAAGGUCUUAUCAGUGUUACGACUGACCUCACUCUGGCACUAGGACUGAGAUAAUACACAGUUAUCCUAUAAGAGUGUUCCUAUAAGAGUAUUGUAAAUAUUUUCUCCACACGUUGUUGUCCUCUAAUGAAUAUACAUGUAUAGUUGAUAAAAAUGUAAAUAGAGUUGUACAGAAAUUCAAAGUAUAAAUUACUUUGAAAAGAGUUAGACUGUAUCAUACUACCAAAUGUUUUGGGAUGUUUUUGGCAAUUUAAUAAUUUAAACGUAGAUUAUUUAACAAUCUAGAAGUAUAUUUUUUAUAAAAUAGAUGGCUAUCAAUAUUGACGAAUCCCUCGAACAUACCGUCAAUCACUGUAAUAUUUGAACACCUCACACUACUUUUCCUUAAUAUAAUUGAUAAUAAGAAUCCGCGGUAUACAAUCCAAAACUUUCAGUUUAUCUUUUACAUGCAGUUCUCCACUAAACUUCUUAAUUAUGUAGGUAAUUAUUUCUCUAAGUUUUAUUAUUGUUAUGUUACUGUUGUGCUACAGUAUACAUUUUAUAGCUAAUAAGAUUUCAUUCUGGGUUGUUAUGUACCAUAGAAUUCGAAGUAAUACCAAAUAAAAAAACUUGUUACAUCA
Neodiprion fabricii is the source of this 3364-nucleotide messenger RNA. It is a transcript of the gene ABCB7, whose product is annotated as iron-sulfur clusters transporter ABCB7, mitochondrial. Gene Ontology annotation, biological process: transmembrane transport; intracellular iron ion homeostasis. Gene Ontology annotation, cellular component: mitochondrial inner membrane. The record is from RefSeq and is a predicted model, not a curated record. The coding region runs from base 204 to 2417 and encodes 737 amino acids. The transcript has 12 exons. Lineage: Eukaryota; Metazoa; Arthropoda; Insecta; Hymenoptera; Diprionidae. Gene Ontology annotation, molecular function: ABC-type transporter activity; ATP hydrolysis activity; ATP binding.